AUGGCCUGCGCCUCCAAGCAGACUCGGAUCAAGGAGGUGAGCGAGAAACCCAAAAAAGAGAAACCUGUGAAAGAGCCCAAACCAGCCAAGGAGCCCAAACCAGCAAAGGAACCCAAAGAACCCAAACCACCCAAAGAAGAAAAACCCAAAAAGGAAAAGUCCAAGGAUAAGGAAAAGAAAGAAAAGAAAAACAAGACCAAAGAUGGAGAACAAGCUCCGCCAGCUGAGGAACCUCCUAAGGAUGUCCCGCUUAUUGAAGAACCCAAGUCUGUGACGAGCGAGAAAAUGGCGCCGCUCGACGAAUCACUCGAACGCUAUUAG
Dalotia coriaria is the source of this 321-nucleotide messenger RNA. Its product is annotated as protein TonB-like. Lineage: Eukaryota; Metazoa; Arthropoda; Insecta; Coleoptera; Staphylinidae. The record is from RefSeq and is a predicted model, not a curated record. The coding region runs from base 1 to 321 and encodes 106 amino acids. The transcript has a single exon.